AACAUAUGUUAAAGACGAUCUACAACGUCUCAUCUCUUAUUACACGGGUGUGUACGACAAGCGACACCUACAGUAACAGCUAGUUUUGACCUUUGACCGGAAUAUGUAGCAUAAUGUCAGUAUGACGUCAUAACAGUAUAGACUGGUUAAAACUGACGCCUAGCCUAGACUAAGUGUUGACUAGAAAUCAAAGCGCAACCACGAAGGAAGCUGUUUUUCAAUCCACCUUGACCUCUGUAUUUUCAAGAUUCACUGCACUACCAUAAAAGGAAACAACAAAACAACCUACUGAACCAUGAAAAUGAAUGUGUUCAGAACUCUAGUGAAAAUGGACACAUAAACGGUUGGAAUGGGAAUGAACGUACAGGUAUGACAGCGCGCCAAUCCAGCGACAAGCGCUACUCCUUUUCCUACCCAAAGGAUGAGAUUAUUCCGACUAUUGCCAACCUUGAAUUGCAAUACGUUCACCUGCAGCAGGUUUUCAUCAUGUUGAGGCAAGACUACGAGAAUUCCAAACACUAUCUUCCCGGGGCGAGGUAUAAACUACUAAAGGCUAUGGUUAAAGUAACACUUUUGAAGAAAAAUAUGAAAAGAGCUGGAUAUUUUGUUCAACCCUACAAUGUGAUUGAUCUAAAUAAAGAAUUACGGAGAAUGUCCAAACUAGAACGUGCUCAGAAGAGUCAACAAAUAAGCAACUUACGUGACAAAUACCUAUAUGCCUAUAUCCAACUUUACAAACUCCAGCGUGACUUCAAAGGAUUAAACCGCGUUUGCUGCAGCAGACGAUAUCAACGCUUGAAGAUGAUGAUCAAACGAAUUAUACAUGAUGAUGUCCUGAUGAGUGAAUGAACUAAGAGGUGGCAGGGCUUCCCCAAAUUGUCUUUCUCUUUUAUCACUUCAGUCUGCCUCUGUCUGUCCGUCUCUCUUCGUGUGUGUUGUGUGUAUUUGUGUUUCUCUCUCCCGCUCUCCCGCUCGCUCGCUCUCUCUCUCUCUCCCCUCCUCUGUGUGUGUAUUUGUGUUUUUCUCCCGCUCUCUCUCCCUGUGUGUGUGCGUCUCCGUGUGUGUGUGUGUGUGUGUGUGUGUGUGUGUGUGAGAUAACAUUAUAAUACUGCGAAUGUAUCUAGUAAUAAAAUGCUUGAAUUGUA
Molecule: messenger RNA, 1145 nt
Organism: Gigantopelta aegis
Lineage: Eukaryota; Metazoa; Mollusca; Gastropoda; Neomphalida; Peltospiridae
Exons: 4
Coding region: 370-849 (159 amino acids)
Source: RefSeq, a predicted model, not a curated record